Molecule: messenger RNA, 890 nt
Organism: Rhodotorula graminis WP1
Lineage: Eukaryota; Fungi; Basidiomycota; Microbotryomycetes; Sporidiobolales; Sporidiobolaceae
Exons: 7
Molecular function (GO): hydrolase activity
Source: RefSeq, a predicted model, not a curated record
CCAUGAUCAUCACUGAGCACACUGUCGAAGUCAACACGUCCACCGGGCCCAUGGCCAUCACCCUCGUCGUCCCCAAGAUCCCCGGCUACCCAAACGCCAAGUUCCCUGGUGUCGUUGUCUGGUCAGAGAUCUACCAGGUGACCGGCCCCGUCCUCCGCUUCGCCAACCAGAUCGCCGCCCAGGGCUACAUCGUCGCCGCGCCCGCCUGCUUCCACGAGUUUGACUACGGCUCGGCCGCGAUCCCGUACGACGUCAAGGGGACCGACGCCGGCAACGAGUACAAGGUCAAGAAGCUCCUCUCGGCGACCGACGACGACAUCAAGAAGGCGAUCAACACGCUUGUCGAGCACCCGAACUGCAACGGGCGCAUCGGGUCGACCGGCAUGUGCUACGGCGGCCACCUCGCUUUCCGGACGGCCCUCGACCCGCGCUGCCGCGCCGCCGUCGGCUACUUCCCAACCGACAUCCACUCGGCGUCGCUCUCGCCCGACGGCGACGACUCGCUCGAGCGCGCGUCCAAGAGCGAGAUCAAGGGCGAGGUGGCGCUCAUCUUCGGCACGCAGGACGGCCAUGUCCCGAUCGAGGGCCGCACCCUCAUCCGAGAGCGCCUCACGGCCAAGUCGGUCCAGCCGCCACUCAAGCUCACGUUCCUCGAGCUCCAGGCCAACCACGCUUUCAUACGGGACGAGAUGUCCAAGGGCCGGUUCGACGGCGCCAUCGCCAAGGUGUGCUUCGAGCUCCUCCUCGAGAUGUUCAACCGCAUCCUCGCACGAGACCUGGGCGAGCCGGUCGAGGAUAAGGGCGGCGACGGCAAGCUGGUCUGCUAGUCUCGGGAGCGGCAGGUCGUGCCUCGAGCGAGGGGUUGCAAUGACGAUGCGAGUGUAUUCUUU